GAACUAUCCCUUUAAGUUAACAAUUGCAGGUUACAAUGUGUUUUUGCAGUCUUUGGAAAUAACAAAUUCUGCCACUUAAGCUGAGUGUAAUUUCACAUGAAUUAUGAACAUGGAGAAUAAAAAUGUCUGUGAUCACAAAAUAUGAUUUAUUUCUUUGCAGAGGUGCAUCUGAAUUGGAGAUUUCUUCAUUGCCAUGGAAAUGAGUUAUCCAUUUCCAGUUUUUCAGUAUGCAUCCUUCCUUUGAACAAACUGUUUGUUUGCUUACAUUCUAUAUAUUAUUAAUAUCCUCUGUAUUUCCAUAAUUUAUGUAAAGUUUAUGUUCCUGAUUACCAACAGCUCAAAAUCACACCUCCAUGCUACACUCAUACUGUAUCUAAAUCAUAGAGUACAGUUUCUUUUUCUUUUUUUCAGGAUCUUCAUACCUAUUGUAACGUGUGCUUUUUUGGCAAUCUGCUGUGUUAGUUUCUGUAAAUUCUUCCAGCGGGCCCGUAAGGAGCGUUUGGAGCGUCUAGCAGCUCAGGCUCAAGCCCUGGAACAAGUGCCUGUCUAUGUCAUUCCAAUGUCUCUGUCUGAAGAUGACCUGCACAGACCACCACGAUACAGCACAGUACAAUUCUACGAUCCACCUCCUGCAUAUAAUGAGCUGAAGCCUGAGGCCUUUCCAGUGGAACCUCCUCCUGCAUACUCAGAGUCUGUCUCUCCUCCAUCAGCACAUUUAUAACCACACCAACUGUGUCUCCAGAUAUACAAGACUGUCACAAGCACUUGGAUUCAUGAGAGUGGAUAUGUGGAAAAACCCUCCGGAAAAUGAGGAAACUCAAAAUUUCCCAAGAUUUCUCCAAGGACUCAUGCUACCUGUGCAUAUUUUUAAAUUAUGAUAAAGUCAAUGUUUUACAGUGUGAUUCAGAUGGGAUUCUGUGUCAGUCCUACAGAGUCAUACAGGUGGACUAUUUUGUACAGUGAGCAGCAGGAACUUGGUGAAAAGUUUUAAAGUAUAUUUUAGUAUAUCUUCUGUUUUGUGAAUACUUGUAUAUUUGUACAUGUUCUGUAUUUUACUGAUUUUGUAAGUGGAGUGAACUGUGUUCAUUUAUAAUGGUAAAUAUAAAGCUAAAUAUUUGACUUAUGUGAAAAUGAGCUGAAAACUUUAUGGAUGGAACAAAUACUAAAAUAAAAUUGUUGUGGA
Myxocyprinus asiaticus (Chinese sucker) is the source of this 1183-nucleotide messenger RNA. RefSeq lists its product as uncharacterized. Lineage: Eukaryota; Metazoa; Chordata; Actinopteri; Cypriniformes; Catostomidae. The transcript is spliced from 2 exons. The coding region runs from base 317 to 721 and encodes 134 amino acids. The record is from RefSeq and is a predicted model, not a curated record.